Molecule: messenger RNA, 738 nt
Organism: Leptomonas pyrrhocoris
Lineage: Eukaryota; Euglenozoa; Kinetoplastea; Trypanosomatida; Trypanosomatidae
Exons: 1
Coding region: 148-738 (196 amino acids)
Source: RefSeq, a predicted model, not a curated record
GCUGUGUCAUCGUUGCAGACUUUCAUCGUACAGCGCUGAUGCAUCAGGUCUCUGUUCUGUUGCUUUUCCCUAUCUUCUUUGCUUAGCAGCGACCGACACCCGAGUUUUCUUUCCUUUCCUACACAGCAAAGCAACACCAAACACACUAUGCGAACUUCGGCUGUUUGUUGCCGCGCCGCUAUAGGCGCUGGUGUGCGGCCCGCCCUCUCUCGCCCAGCUCUGCGGUGCUCCUCCGCCAUCUUCCAGGUGCAACUGCUGACGUCCAACGUGGCCGUGCCGUGCAGCGUCGCCGAGGCUUCCCCGUUGCGAGUGCAGCGCCGCACGCAGUACGCGCAGAACCCCGGCAAGCGCGAGCAGGAAGCUUUUCUGACCCAAUUCGAUCCUCUCGAGGUGCUUGGCCUCGAGCCGGACUGCAACGUCGAAGACAUCGACGCUGCGUUUGAGCGGAUGAAGGGCAAGUACGCACCGAACGGCAAGUCGCCCGAUGCGAAGAUGGUUGAGCGGGUGUUCCGCGCGCACGAGAUCUUGAAGGAUCCGGACUCCCCGUACUACUUGAAGGCGCACAGCAGUCAGACAGAUCGCCAACGCCUCCAGUUCCAGCUGCUCCCGAAGUCAAAGCGCCGCUUUAUUGAGGUACAGGUUUGCAUAUUGAUGUUCAUUGUCUUCGCGAUCGCCGUGCUGACGAUCAAGUUGGUUCUUCGCCCGAUGAACCGGUCCAUUCGUGCCGCAACGCGUUAG